UAAUAUUUUCAUGUCAUCGGUAUUGACAGAAACCGAGGGAAUUGUCGCCAUGAGAUCAAUCUUCGUCACAAUUUUGAUAUUGGGCCUUGCAGCCGUCAAUGUCAAUGGAAUAUGUCGGAUGACGCGGCGUGCAAAUGCAUUCUACGUCAAAGGACGCGACAUUGACAACUUCAUAACAGGGUCUGAAGGAAGAUGUUCCGACGCAUGCGCAACUAAUCGUUUGUGUGUUGCUGCCACCUAUCGAACUUCUGACGGCCGGUGUUGGCGACACAGUACCUUGAGGAGAACUGGCUCGGGAAGUGGAUGGGUUGCUUUAAAGAAAGACGCAAGUUGCGUCAAGCCGCUCAGUGGAACAGUAAAAUACGGGUACCAAAAGGUGGACAGCGUGGCCCUUAAGAUGAAGCUUCAAGAGAUUGCAAACUUUUUCAAAACCACGGUGACCGUCACGAGUGGAAGACGCAGUGGUUUUGAUCCCUAUGUAAGAGACAUUAUUUGUGCAACUGGAAUCGCUUGUAUCUAG
Molecule: messenger RNA, 520 nt
Organism: Lingula anatina
Lineage: Eukaryota; Metazoa; Brachiopoda; Lingulata; Lingulida; Lingulidae
Source: RefSeq, a predicted model, not a curated record